This is a messenger RNA of Paraglomus occultum, 873 nucleotides long. The record is from the annotation of a GenBank genome assembly. NCBI's taxonomy places the organism in Eukaryota, Fungi, Glomeromycota, Glomeromycetes, Paraglomerales, Paraglomeraceae.
AUGCGUACAUUUGCUCUUUUCGUUUUCUCGUUUAUUUUGUUUAUCGCGCUCCCGAUAAACGGGGAACUCGUUUGCCCUGUAAACGUCCCUUCAACUACUUGUACCCAAUGUCAAGCUGCCAUUGACUCGAUUUUUUCUCCAAACUACUUUACUGGUAACGGUCUUCCUGGUCAGCUUCACCCAUGUGACUUUUAUGGUCAACUGGAAAAGGAAAUUGUCAAUCGUGCGAAACCUGGACUUAGCCCUUUUGAUCCAACUGUCCCUCAAUUACUCAAAGAUGCGUACGAUGCUGCAUGCUCAAACCCAAGUACGUGCACAGAGCAAGAGGCUAUUGCUGGAUCAAAGACCAUCGAAACCGGAUGUGGAGAUCUAGUUGGAGCUAGCAAUGAUCCCGGAAUCAUAAACGCCACGUAUGCCUAUAUAACACUUCGAAACUUUAUCCCGGAGAAAAAUGUCUUUUGCACCAAAGACGCGAACGGAGACAGUUUCCGUUGGCAAAUUGACCGUGAUAUCAUAAACUACGCAGCGACAAUAGUUUCUCCAGACAUAGCUCGUCUUGUAGUCCCCGCUGACCCAGCAAUUGUCUUUUUCACGUUCAACACGACUGGAAGCACUCCAUCUGUCCAUCAAAUUCCUGAUUCAGUUAUUUGUAGUCAAGCCUACAAAUACAUGGUUACCACAUUCUCCAGUUUUGUUGAUCAAUAUCCACUCGACCCGCGGUUUCCUUAUCUUACAGAAAAUUUGAACAUAGCCAAAUCGCUUGUUCAAAACAAUUGUACGAGUGCUACCAGAAAGUCUAAGAGGAGGAGAAAUAAUAGAUCGUUUAGCCUGAAUAACAUUGUCUACGAUCAAAUAUAUGGUCACGGUCUCUGA